Scatophagus argus is the source of this 3187-nucleotide messenger RNA. RefSeq names its product STEAP family member 2, metalloreductase (gene steap2). NCBI's taxonomy places the organism in Eukaryota, Metazoa, Chordata, Actinopteri, Scatophagidae. Gene Ontology annotation, biological process: copper ion import. Gene Ontology annotation, molecular function: ferric-chelate reductase (NADPH) activity; cupric reductase (NADH) activity. The transcript is spliced from 6 exons. Bases 237 to 1787 code for a protein of 516 amino acids. The record is from RefSeq and is a predicted model, not a curated record. Gene Ontology annotation, cellular component: endosome; plasma membrane.
AAUCACAGACGCGUUAAUAUUAAACCAAAGCUGGUAUGUCCGAUCUUCUCUACACGUCUUGAAUGCAGCGUUUGUUCCGACAGCGGAGGAUGGGCAGGAUCAGGAUCAGGAUGGGCAGCUACAAGCUUGUCUGCGUCUCUGCAUUAACAGCAGCAUUCUUGUGAUGCUCGAUGACAGACUUUUUGAAAUUCUCCUGAGCUAAAAAACCACAGAGGAAGAAGUGACAGGGAGAAAGGAUGGACUCCAUCUCCAUGAUGGGCAGCAGCAGAAGCCCUGUGUUCCUCACAGCCUCCUGCUCCCACCACCACCACCAUGCCCAGGCCCGUUUCUUGCCCAAUGGCAUGAAGAACGGAGUUGGAGUUGCUGAUGCAGGGACCUCCUGUUUGCUUGGUCAGCCCACAGUGGCCAUCCUGGGCUCAGGUGACUUCUCCAAGUGUCUGACCAUACGCUUGCUGCGCUGUGGCUUCCACGUGGUGGUAGGCAGCCGCCAUCCCAAACUGGCAGCCCAGUCAUUUCCUCAUGUGGUGGAUGUGACCCAUCAUGAAGAUGCUGUGGGGAAGGCCAGCAUUGUGUUCAUGGCAAUCCGCCGUGAGCACUACUCCAUCCUCUGGGACAUCAAACAUCUACUGGAAGGUAAGAUCCUUGUGGAUGUGAGUAACAACAGGAGGGUGAACCAGUAUCCAGAGUCUAAUGCUGAAUAUCUGGCAUCACUGCUGCCAGAUUCCAUUGUUGUAAAAGGCUUCAAUGUGGUCUCAGCCUGGACCUUGCAGCAGAGCUGCCCCAAAGAUGCCAGCACACAGGUGUUCAUUUGCAGUGACUCAGUGGAAGCUAGACAGCAGAUCAUGGAACUAGCCCGUCAACUCAAUUUCCAGCCAGUGGAUAUGGGCACUCUGUCUUCUUCACGGGACAUUGAGAACCUGCCCAUACAAUUAUUUCCUGGCUGGAAGGGACCUGUCCUCGCUACCGUGGCCCUCUCCAUCUUCUUUUUUGCCUACUCUUUUAUACGAGAUAUCAUCCACCCAUACGUGAAAUACAAGCAGAGUGACUUUUACAAGAUUCCCAUAGAGAUGGUGAACCGAACACUGCCCACUGUUGCCAUCACUCUUUUGGCCCUAGUAUACCUGGCAGGCCAGCUGGCAGCCGCCCACCAGCUCUACUAUGGUACCAAGUACAGACAUUUCCCACACUGGCUGGAGGGCUGGCUGCAGAGCCGGAAACAGCUGGGCCUCCUCAGCUUCUUCCUGGCUGCUGUCCAUGUUCUCUACAGCCUCUGUCUGCCUAUGAGGAGGUCUGAGAGGUACCUGCUGCUCAACACUGCAUACCAACAGAUCCAUGCUAAUGUGGAAAAUGCAUGGAAUGAGGAGGAGGUGUGGAGAGGGGAGAUGUACCUAUCCUUUGGGAUUAUGAGCCUUGGGCUCCUGUCGCUCCUGGCAAUCACCUCCAUCCCUUCUGUUAACAGCACGCUUAACUGGAGGGAGUUCAGCUUCAUACAGUCCACUCUGGGCUACAUUGCCCUGCUCAUUGCCAUCUUCCACGGUCUGCUGUUUGGCUGGAAGCGAGCUUUUGAGGAGGAUGCCUACCGUUUCUACCUGCCUCCCAGUUUUGUGGUGGCCCUGGCCUUGCCAGUGUGUGUUAUAAUGGGAAAGGUGUUGAUCCUACUCCCCUGUGUGGCCCGCAAGCUCCACCAGAUCCGUCGGGGCCUGGACAGUAGUCAGUGCCGGUGCCAGCGCCUGGAACCUUUGGGUUCAGCUGUCCAAGUGUCACCUGAGCGAGUUACCAUCAUGUAAUUGCUGCGGCUCAGAGCUGUUUGCUUUGCGUUUAUUGGAAUUUUCACAUGUACUGCUAUAAUUAGCUGAUUGAUUGAAGCAAAUGAACACUAUUUAUUCAUGUGAUUGUUUGUGAUUGAACAGUUAUUGCUGUGGCUCUCAACCCUGGACUGCUGUGUUUCCAUUAUGGUUCUCUGUCUCAUAGAUAAACCUAUAGAAAAUGUUAUUGAUCUGUUUUCUGAUGUAUGCGUAAGAAAAUUCUGUUUGAUGUAUGCCUUCUCUGUGUUGGGUGGUGGGGGGUGCGGACGUGAACUAAAAGAUGUGGCUGUUUACCAUGCAGACAGGUCAAAUAAAAGUGACUAGUGAAGUGCAUUAUGGGAUUUGUAGGAUUUGAUGUUUUUUUUGUGGUUUUUUUUUUUUGGAGCUUAAUACUGAGUUGCAUUAUGGGAAGAGUAGGGUCCAAUAUUGCCCAGAGGGAUACUAGUUGUCUUUAUGGGGAUUAUUUAAGGAAGUUUAGGGAUCAGAUAUACAAAAGUAGAUGUCAUUACUUUCUAAACCAAAACACACAAAGGCAAUAUACAAGUGACCCCCACCCCCCAAAAAAAACAAACAAACAAAAAAAAAAUACAAAAAGAGAAAAAUGUGAUUAUCUUUGAUGAGUGAUAUAUUUGACAUCUAAACUGAUAUCUCUUUACAGUGCUCGUGCAGUCUAUAGCUCUGGUCUAAUAGUGCCUAUGUGAUUAUGUGAUCGUGCCAUCUGUCAAUACUGAACAUAAUCUAUCAUAAACAUGAAAUCCCCAUUGAAAUGACAAAGCUGCAUUGACAGUGACAUUGACAGCUUUUUAGCUCUGCAUGGUCCUGCGGGUUGUGGCCAAUUGUUGUGCAUUUGAAAAAAAAAAAUCAAAAAUUCAUCACAUUUUGAUGAUACAAAUAACUUCAUGACUCACAAGCCAUGGCAACAACAAACAUGUCUAAGCCACAUAUAUCCCUUUGGAAGUCCUUUGGAAGCAAUUUCUAUAUUUGGUUGUGUUUUCUGUUCUUACAGUGUGCUUCUGUAUUUGCAGUAUGUUUCCUAAAUGCAACAUAUGUUUUUAUUCUUACAGCUCACAACAAAGUAUCACUGAACUGCCAAAUGACUACAGGGACUGUCAGUAAAGCUGUCACUGAUUUACACAAUAAUCAGUUUGUCAGUCUCAUUGAACAUACAUGCCAGAUGACUGCUUCUUUUUAGUGUAGCGUACCAUUUCCAUCAGUUUCAUAGUGGGCUGAGUGCUCCUGUACUUAUCUGACUCUUCUUCCAUGAAUGCACAAGCACUUUGAAAGCAAUCCAUCCUUCCAUUGCAUUACAGUCCAGCAAUAUGUAACUGUAACAAAAAAUAAAGCAAAAUGUGUUGUUCAUUGUGAUCCAUAAUCUACCUAAA